Messenger RNA from Linnemannia hyalina, 1302 nucleotides. NCBI's taxonomy places the organism in Eukaryota, Fungi, Mortierellomycota, Mortierellomycetes, Mortierellales, Mortierellaceae. The record is from the annotation of a GenBank genome assembly.
AUGAGCACCCCAGCCAAAGAAUAUCCGAUCUUAUGGUGGAAACAGGAAGGCAGAGAAGGCAUUGACGGCUGGGAGGUCACUGGCUGCGACCUUCCCUACACCUGCCGGAAUUCCCUGAACGAGUCGUACUGGGACCAGUCGCCGCUUGUCCUUGUCAACGUUGGCCAGGUUGAACAUGGUCUGCCGCCCCAGGAGGAAUUUGACGCUGGCAAGAAGGCAAUGAUCUUUUACGGAGCGGAGGCACCCAAGUACUUUGAACGGGAUCCCAAGAUCAUCGGCCGGUUCACAUACAGGUUCACAUUCAACCCAACAUCUGAUUAUGUCGUUCCAUAUUUUGACACCGACAUAAUCGACAUGGUCCUCCAGCCACCACCAGUGUCCCUCGAGCACAAGAACACCAUGAGGAAGCAAGGAUUCGUCAACAGCCAGGGGAAAGGGCUCGCGCCAAUUGCAUGGAUCGUCAGCAACUGCGACUCGUUCAGCGGCCGCCAUUUCUACGUCUACCAGCUCCAAAAGUACAUCGACAUUGACAUCUACGGCCACUGCAACCCGACACGGCCCUGGCCCACGGACAUCAAUGGCAGGGAUCUCUCUCCCGAGCAGAUUGUCCAACAGUACAAGUUUUACCUGGCAAUUGAAAACAACAACUGCGACUACUAUGUGACAGAGAAGCUGCAGCGGGCGUACAAGGCAGCGGCCAUCCCCAUUGUCGAUGGCCCCAAGGAUUAUAGCGCCUUUGCAGCCACUCGCAUCGCUCUCAUCCAGACUGACGACCACACACCCAAGUCGCUCGCCCGCCUUGUUAAGGAGCUGGACAGCAACGACGACCUGUACAGGAACCGCAUUGGAUACAAGUAUCCCAAGGACCCAUCACAUCGUCCCACCACCAAGGACCUCUCGCCAUACUUUGUCAGGACAUGGACCAACCCCAAUACCAAUCCACGAAAGGAAGGAAGCUAUCGUCAAGCAUGGCCACCUUCGUUCGAUGAGUCCAUCUGCCGCGUCUGUGAACUCGCACACGACAUCUCUGAAGGGCUUGUGCAGCUGGAUCCAAUGCAGCGGCUCCAAGCGGACACGACGUGCGUCCUCAAGAAGCACUACCAUAUGACAUGGUUUAUAGAGUACCACUGGCGCAUCGCCCUUGCCAUCCUCACAUCCAUGGCCGUCCUUGUGUACUUGCUCACUCGACAACCAGUCAAGCAGUUGUGGAUGCCCCUCGUCAAGUCGGUCCUGCCACAUCGCUGGCGACGGGACAACACCUAUAUGGAGCUGUCCAUUGUCAAAGACGACUUAAUCAACUAG